ACACGCGUUGUACGGUAGGUUAUCGUUAGUUUUACAACAAAAUACGUAAGCGUAUUGUAGAAAACUGAGGCCGAAAAACUAGCUAUCGAACACGGCCGUGUAGUGUUUCAAACUGCAACAUUCUGAAGACUAGAUCUAGUUGUGUGUGAUGAUCUAUUCAAGUCAUCUCUUCUUACCAAAAAUAACCUCAUUCUGAAACAACUUUAUUUUAAAUAUUGAACUGCAGACAUGGCUCAAACGUGGCCCAAUGUUAUCAUGUCAGAAAGGAAAAAACGUAUUUGCUUGUGUAUGACCCUAGGGACAUUAAUCACAGUUUUACUGACAAAUGUCGAAGGUGUUGGGGUUCAACAACUCACUAGGACUCGACAUUUACACAAGACCAGGUCGUUGAAACGUACCAUUCUGGAUGGUGAUAUUGAGCCCUAUUUUGAUAGUGGAACAUCAACUAAUGUUACCACCACACCAGGAAAGACAGCUUACCUUCCUUGUCGAGUUAGGCAUCUUGGUGACAGAACAGUUUCAUGGAUUAGGAGAAAGGACCUUCAUGUCCUGACUGUUGGUCGCUUUAUAUACUCCAGUAGUGAUAAAUUUCAAGUCAUACACCGUGAUGACAGAGACGAUUGGAUGCUUCAGGUGAAAUAUCCACAAAGAGAUGAUGCUGGCCAGUACGAAUGUCAAGUCAGUACUGUACCUAAGAAGAGCCUGUUCAUCACACUAAAUGUGAUCGUAAGUAAAGCUGAAAUUUUAGGAGGUCCUACGAUCUAUAUCAACACCGACAGCGCUAUCAACUUGACUUGUAUAAUUCAAGAAAGUCCUGUACCUCCUGACUACGUGUUUUGGUACCACAACAAUCAAGUGAUCAACUACGAGGCCCACAAGGGUGUUGAAGUGAAAACUCAGAUGAAUCCCACAGCUACCAGUACGCUUUGGAUAGAGAAAGCUCAAUCUUCUAAUUCAGGGAACUACUCCUGUUUUCCUUCGAAUGCUGAUCCCGCUGAAAUAGCGGUUCAUGUUCUAAAUGGAGAAAAUCCAGCUGCAAUGCAGCAUGGGAAGCAUACAUCUUACGCUAAAGGAUUAUUACCCACAAAAAGUCUAUUGAUCGGAAUUUUAACCGCCCUUCUGCUCACUCAGCAACGGUGAUGACGACUUCAUUGGACGUGUACUUAAAGAAGCAGUGGCAGGAAGCCCACGCUCUGGUGUAGUGGCUACAAGACGAUCUCACCAUUUGACUAUCGCACUGAGACUACUGAUAUUGACAAACUAAAGAGAAAGCUAGCCACUACAUGCGUGUUUAGAAUAUCAAAGAAAGGUCUCGUGUGUAUUUGUACUGCAUUUCCAACAAAAACCCUCAAUACUUCCCAGCUUUAAUACAGUAAUGUUGAAAAAUGAAAAAUGUAAAGAAUAAACUGACGCCAUUACCAAGAAAAGAGGUGUCUGAGUAUUUUGUCUAGGCUGAAAUAUAAAGGUCAUCAUUCUCUAGUUGUAUCAUAUUAACCAUUGUUUUAAGUUCCCAUACCCUCUUUGUCAAUUUCUCAAAAAACAGCUACCUUAUAUUUCUCUUUCGGAGAGCUUUAAAUAUACUUUUUCUUUUGAUACUAUUAGGUGACUAAAAGGUUUCUGUCAAAUUAAAACUUCUCAUAACUCUGUACAUAAGGAACGACUGUGAUGAUGGCGUACGAGGGAGUAUGUGCUUGAUGAAUAUGGAGAAAUUUGAAGUAUAUUAUUUAAGUUAGACUAAACUGUUAUAUAUAUACAGAGACGUGAGUCUGAACAAACACAUUCCUGGACGUUUAUACAUUCAUAUGUUUAACUAAAUUAAUAUGAUUUCUAGUAUGAACAUAUGCGAGGAAAGCUAUUACGUUAAUUAAUUGUAAACAGUAAAGAUUUUAUUCUUCUUAUGCUUCCUAAUUGUUUUCAUUAUAUGUAAAAAAAAUGCUUCUAUACAUGCCUAUACCUUCGAGGUACAUGGACACACGUGCACACAGAUAUAUUUAAUAUAUAUACGUUUAUGUAUGUUCGCAUGUUUAUAUGCAUACGUUCAAAAUAUUAAUGUAAAAUGAGCUUUCACUUCUAAGCUUCACAAGAAAAUGAAAGUGGGAGAAUAUGUAAAUAAAGUAUAUAUUUGGUGGUUGUCAUCUUGCACAUAUAUAAUACGUAGGUUAUUAUUUUGUGCUCGAAUGUCAGCUGAAUUAUUACUUGGGAAAUCUGCUAUAGGUAUUACGCUAUUGAAAUAAGCAUUAAAUGUGUGUGAAACUGUAUGGCUUAUAUGCUGGAUUUCGAGGAAUAAUUUAUUGAUGAAUAUUAAUUAUUACAAAAUUACUUAAAUAAUGGUUCAAUGAAUAUCUUACUUUUGUCAUCAAUAUUUAUGGCAUAGUUUUUAAUAGAAAAAUAUGUUUUGUCUAUAGAUUGAAAAGUUAUCAUAACAAUAUUUGUACAUUCACACUGUAUUUUAGCUCCUCACGAUUCGUGUAAGUAUUUACUCUAGAGUUUGUAUAUGUGUAAUUUACACCACAAAGGUGCUCAUAUGUAUAAAUGCUCACUGUUAAACUUCGUGUUCUUAAGGCUACAAACCCAUCACCUCAUAGUUUGGUUUGUUUGGUUUAUGUCUGGUAGAGUGUUUUAAUAUUGAGUUUGUGGAUUAUUCUUUUUUUACUAGCAAAACUAGCAGUUACUCAAUUCUUUCUUGUAAAAAUUGAAGUUUACUACAA
This is a messenger RNA of Limulus polyphemus (Atlantic horseshoe crab), 2708 nucleotides long. Its product is annotated as zwei Ig domain protein zig-8-like. The record is from RefSeq and is a predicted model, not a curated record. Lineage: Eukaryota; Metazoa; Arthropoda; Merostomata; Xiphosura; Limulidae. Gene Ontology annotation, cellular component: neuron projection membrane. The coding region runs from base 229 to 1140 and encodes 303 amino acids. The transcript is spliced from 5 exons. Gene Ontology annotation, biological process: synapse organization.